Messenger RNA from Caenorhabditis elegans, 518 nucleotides. It is a transcript of the gene dlc-3, whose product is annotated as Dynein light chain. The transcript is spliced from 3 exons. Gene Ontology annotation, cellular component: dynein complex; cytoskeleton. The coding region runs from base 60 to 449 and encodes 129 amino acids. Lineage: Eukaryota; Metazoa; Nematoda; Chromadorea; Rhabditida; Rhabditidae. Gene Ontology annotation, biological process: microtubule-based process. The record is from RefSeq and is marked reviewed.
UAGCUUUGAACUUUCUUUUUUUCCUAUUUUUCUCUAUUUCAAAAGUUUUUCUAACAAAAAUGAUGAGAAUUAAUGGAUUCGGGAAGAAAUUAUCGGCCAAACAAAUGCGCGCCAAGUUUGAAAGGCAAACUGAGUGUGAUUUCGAUGAGUUAAAAGAAUCUCGAAAAUGGCGUGAACCACCAGAAAAGGCUCUUCGUUUUGAAAAUGUCAUAAUUCAAGACACAAAUUUGCCAUUUGAACAAGUCGAGGAAUCGAAGAAAAUGUUAGGAGAUGCUCUGCAAUUAUGUGGAAUUGAAAAUGAAAUUGCAAGUUUUAUGAAACGGAAAUUUGAUGCUAAAUAUGGUGGACACUGGCAAUGUGUGGUUGGCAGAAACUUUGGCAGUCACCUGGAUCCAAUUCAAUUUAUUCAUUUUACAGUUUCAAAAAUCUCAGUGAUUUUGUUCAGAUGAUGCAAGUGUGCUCUAUUGUUGACUAUAAAACUGUGAAAAUUUUGAAUGAAUUUGUACAUAUUUCAAAAC